Molecule: messenger RNA, 3864 nt
Organism: Mauremys mutica (yellowpond turtle)
Lineage: Eukaryota; Metazoa; Chordata; Testudines; Geoemydidae
Gene: LACTBL1
Product: lactamase beta like 1
Exons: 7
Coding region: 108-1814 (568 amino acids)
Source: RefSeq, a predicted model, not a curated record
CUGCAGCAGGAACAUGGCAUCUCCUUGCAGCGCUAAGGAGCAGCUCUCCAGCAUGGACUAACAGACGGCAGGCCUCCAGAGGGAGGAGUCUCCUUAGGCUCUCGAUAAUGGAAGUGAAGUGGAUCCAUGUGGCACUAAUCUUCUUUUUCCUGCUGUCUGUGGCCAUGAUGGGCUGCUUCCUGUGGCAGUACAGCCUCCCCAAGGAGGAGCCCGGCCCAUCUGCAAUGGAGGUGAGAUCAGAAGCAAUUCAGAUGUGUCCCCGCUAUCCAGAACCUGUACCACUGGACCACCCAAUCCCAGUCCUGAAGGAUGCGCUGGAGAAGGUGGACAUGCUUCUGCGCCAUAAAAUCCAUAGCCCAGGCCUCCCUGCCAUGUCUGCCAUUGUUAUCUACAAUGACACUGUGCUCUGGACAGGCAACUUUGGGAAGAAGAAUGGCUCUGACCCCUUCUCAGCAGUGCCCAAUGAGUACACCAUUUACAGGAUUGCCAGCAUCUCCAAGAUCUUCCCCACUAUCAUGCUCUACAAACUGUGGGAGGACGGGAAGGUGACAUCGCUGGAUGAUCCUUUGGAACGCUAUGCCCAGAGCUUCAUUAUUAAAAAUCCUCUGGGGCGACUCAAGGAAUCUGAACAAAGAUACACAGCGGAUGGGCUGAUCUUCCUGGAGAAGGGGUCGUUGCCACUCAAGCCAUCGCUUGUUACACUGCGCAGGAUGGCUAGCCAGCUCUCAGGGCUGCCCAGGAGGCUGCGGUCCACCAGUCUGCUGUGGAGAGGAAGCACACAAGAUGCCCUCGCUCUCCUGAAGGAUGACGUUCUGGUAGUUGACCCAGGAACCAGGUGCCAUUACAGUAAUUUGGCCUUCUCUCUGAUGGCCCACGUGUUGGCAGAUCAUGCCGCCGAAGGGGAGUACCAGCGGUGGGUCUCAGAGAAUAUCCUGGACCGCUUGGGCAUGGAGGACACUGGCUUUGAUAUCACACCACCAAUCCGUUCCCAAAUGGCGGUCGGGUUCUAUAGCAGUGGGCAGCCUGCCCCCCUUUAUGACUUGGGCUGGUACAGGCCAUCUGGCCAGAUGUACUCCACAGCCGCUGACCUUGCCAAGCUGGCAAUGGUUUUCCUAGGCACCUACCAUCGGCGCCUUUUGGAGCCUGACACAGUGAAGACGAUGCUGACACCUCUUUUUAAGUGCUCCAGUGAAUACUUUGCCAACAAGACCGGCACACCCUGGGAGAUCAAUGAGCAGCUGGGCUAUGAUAUUAUCAGGAAGGAUGGCGACCUCGAUGGCUACUCAGCCACCUUCUCCCUUGUCCCCAAGCUCCGCUUAAGCUUCAUAGUGCUAAUGGCAGGGCCUAGGCCCCAAGGAGGAGAUAUUGUGACUCAGACAUAUGAGUACCUUAUCCCUGCCAUGGAGACAGCGUUCCGGGAGGCAGAGAAGAGCCUGAGCCCUCCCCCAAAUCCCACCCCUUAUGUUGGCUAUUACACUUAUUCCAACCUGACCUUCUACGAGAUUAAAGUUGGGCCCACUGGGGUUCUGGUCAUGCAACAGUUUGGACCCCAUAUUGAAGAGCUGAUCCCUGAAAACUACCGGACAAUCAAGCUCCACCACCUGGAAGACCGAGUCUUCCAGGUGGUUUUUGACAAGGAGUUCCCAUGCAUUCUGCGGCUGGGCUCUGCCUCAGUCUCACUGGAGACCCAGGAUGGGCAGCUCUUUAAUUUCUAUCCUUUUGACCGCAAGGGUUUAUCUCCCGGCUUUGACGCCCCAGGACUGAACACAUACAAUGUGGUGCGCAUACAUCGCAAGCCCGUGUUCUACAGCUAACUGACCUUGCUCCUGCGUGACCAUGUGUGGAAGUUGGCUUCUGUUCUGUGUGUCCCUGACUCGCCUGCCCCCAAGGCUUUAGGGAUGUAGCUUAAACGGGAAUGAUGCUGGCAAACUGACUGUUCCAUCCAACAAAGUCUCUCUUCUGAAAUGACUGCAAUGGUUUGUGUCCCCUUGGCACCACAGGGCUGUGCUGGCAGCUGGGGAAGCCUGUAGAAACUACAUGCUGGAUAUGUUGGAUGUCUGGGAUAUGGACUCCACUGCAUACUUCCCAGCACUUAAAUCUUCCAGUGCUAAAGCUGCCCAUUUGGCCACCAUCACAAAGUGUGACUGGCUUCAAUGGACCAUGGAGACUCUCCUGUGCUUUUGAGCCAGAGUCUAGUCUGGGAUCCAAGGGUUUUUCAGGCAGCUAUCCUCUUCAGCAGCCCGGCUUCUAGGAUCAAACUGCCUUGCCCAUUCGGGUUUGCCAUAAUCUGACACCCUAGACCACUUUGUAACAUCUAAGAGAGAGUGGGGUCCAUCUCUUCCAUAUGGCUGAGUGCGGUACAGCAAUCCGUGUGAGUGGUAGGGAGCCGUGUAGUUUCACGAUGGGCUGUGGGGGUCCACAAAGGAAAUCGUAGUGUUUAGAUACAGAAGGUCAAAGAGGAUUAGAUUGGGUGGUCCUGAAGUACUAUAGUGAUGAGCUAUAUCAAUAGCUAGAUAAGCAGAUGUACUCUGAGUGCAUGUAGAUAUGGGAGUGUGUGCGCACACACGUAAAAAGUUGGUUUCAGGGUUGUGUCUCUAGGUAGAUGUCUGUGUGUGAGUAGGAAUGCAUGGAUGUCUGUGUGUUGUGGGCAUUGGUGUGUGUGCUGUAGCCGGCGUGCCUCCCUGUGGGGGGUUGUAGUUGUGAGUACUGUGUGGUUUUGUCCUGUGUUGUGGCUCAGAUGUGAGUGUAGAUCCCUGUGUGUGCAUUGUGAGCGGAGACUCAGCUAUGUCGAGACUGUGGCUCCAAUGGGCUCUAACCUUUCCCAGUUUCCCAUGUGUGGCAGAGAGAAGCUUCAGCACUGGCUGGCUGAAGAAUUAGCUAGAACACAGACUGAAGACGCAUGAUAGGGCACUACCCUGGAACUUGAUCCCUUUAAAUUAGGGCCACCUUCAAGUACCUUGUAAUGCCACUGAUGCAUUUGCCUUCUUCCUUGUACCCACCUGGCUGCCUAGGCAGGGAGGACAGAUGACACACAACAAGUUGCUAUGUUAAGGCAUUUGCUUUUAUCCUUCUCCUGGGGGCAGCUGGCAGUGGUGGGAAAACAUCAUAUCCGUGCAAGGGCAGCAGAGGCUGUAGAGACAUGACCAUCAGCAAAGGAAGGACUCCAGCUGACAGAGACCUUGGGCUGAGGGCAGCAUCACUGCUUACAGCCCUGCCUGGAGCCUGAGUUCAAACCCAUCAGAGGGCUGGAGCUAGAUAAAUGUUACCUCACUGCUGAGUGCUGGCUCAGAUUUGGCAUGGGCUAUAUAGUCCUGAAAUCCUGGGCUGUGGUGCUGGGCAAAGGCCUGGUAAGUAAAUCUUCUCACUUCAAUGACUUUUUCGGCAGUACUUGUUCUCUCAAACCCGCCCUGGUCUCUUGUGGCCCGUUAAUUUCCUCCACUUGGUCAUAAGUCCUUGUUGGCAGCCAGCAGUGACUGCAAGGUGUUCUUCUGCUGUUCAUUCUUGCAGGAUUUAGGAGAGCCUGGCUCAUCCUCAGGAGUUGCCAGAGCUGGAAGAUGUGCAUCUUGUCCUCUCUGCCUCUCUUCCUGUUCCCCUGUCUCUCUCCUUUCCAUCCUUCCCAUCUUCAAGUUCACUGGGAAAAGAGGAUAUGAACAGAGCCUAGAAAUCUGUGAUUUACCCCCUCUCCACCUCCUGUGUUCUCCUCCAAUUAAGCUCACCAUUAAACAUAGGAUAUGAUGUAAGCACUGCCCCGCUGCUCCAUCCAAGCCCUGGAGUCACAGCUGUUGCUGCAGUGCAGUUUUGGUCUCUGUGUUGUUCUCUGUAAGUGAUCACAGCUCACACCUUGUGCAUCUUCCGAUGUUCAGA